UGUUGAACUUGAAGGGAAAAUGGUUCCUCGUGACGCUGGCAGUGGAAGCAUCCCUGACGUUGAGAACAAUUGAAUGAGAUCCUGAGGCUCAGAGUGGAACGGGAGCGAUCUACACACUAGGCCGUGUCGCACCAUGGAAGAUGCAAUGGUCAACGUUUGCAUGCGACGGACUCUGAUUGCCCUUCUCUAGAUGCCUUCAGACCACUAUGAUGAGAUUCCAUGCUUGCCGCUGAGGCUAUAGCCCCCGGGCAGGGAUCUCCCGGGUUGCGGAGGAUCCGAUCAAGCUCGAGUUGGGGGACUUUGCCCCAUAUGGGCGCAGAUGAGAAGGCUGUAGCGACAGGGGCCUUAAAGGGCCUCAUUGCCCCAUUUCUGAACCUCUGGAGUAACUCAGUGUUGGGGAAAAUGGCGGGAAGCACUGGGUUGGUGCAUAUUGCACUCGUCUUCGUCCAGGUGGCUUAUGGAGGCUACCAUGUGGUUGUCAAAGUGGCGCUCAAAGGCGGCGUCAACCAGUUCGUUUUCUGCGCUCUCCGAGACAUCAUUGCGCUGGCAAUUCUUGCGCCGGUGGCGUUCUUUGGCGAGCGGGGCCGCCGGCCUCCAAUGACGAGGGGGCUUCUGGCAUCAUUUAUACUGCUCGGCAUGACGGGGAUCCUAGGCAACCAGCUCCUCUUCAUGUUUGGGCUCAACUAUACUUCUCCAAUGUACGCGGCAGCGAUGCAACCAUCCAUCCCGGUCUUGACAUUCCUACUCGCCAUUGUUUCUGGGGCUGAGACCGUCUUCCUCCGCCGAAAAGACGGCCAGGCCAAAGUCGCAGGCGUGCUCGCCUGCGUUUCGGGCGCCCUUUUGAUGGCAAUCUACCGGGGCGCCCCCGUCUUUGGCACCGACGAGGCAAACGGCCUGCAAGCGGCAGGCCGCUCUGCUUUGGUGGUGUCAGAGGACGUUUCAUAUGUGGGGCGCAGUUUGGCUAGCUAUGGGAUGAGCUGGUGGCAUUUGGGGGUUGUUUGCCUCAUUGGCAACUGCAUAUCCAUGUCGGUUUACAUAGCAGUACAGUCCCCCGUGCUGCAGCGCUACCCCGCCCCGCUGUCCGUCACUGCGUUGGCCUACUUCUUCGGGGCCCUGCUCAUGCUGCUCUGCGCGCUGCUCUUCGUGGACACCCGCGCGGCCUGGGUGCUCACUGGAUCGCAGAUUGGAGCGGUCCUGUACGGAGGCAUCAUCGCCUCCGCUGUAAACUACGGCCUCAUGUCGUGGGCCAACAAGUGCGUCGGGCCCGCGAUCGUGGCCAUGUACCUGCCCCUCCAACCGCUCGCGUCCGCGCUCCUCUCGCGCCUCUUCCUCAACAGCACCAUCUACCUGGGGAGCAUCCUGGGUGGGGUACUCAUCCUGUCGGGUCUCUUCCUGGUGACGUGGGGCCGCAACGAGGCCGACCGACUGGACGGGCCGGCUUACCGGAAACUGCCCGUCGUUGCCGCUGAUCAUUCAAUACUAGACCCUCCUGUCCUUGGUAGACGAGAACGGAAGUCACCAUGAUCGUGAUUCUAUGUACGUUAAUGUCACAUUGAGUCUGUCAAGGUAACCUGUCUUUGCAAAUUUCUUAUAAACUUCAUUCAGUCUCAGGUGCAUGGCUGCUCAAGAAAGCAAUUAAUGACCACCUUAUUCUGUUUGUUUUUGUAUGUUUGUUUGUAUAUCAACAAUGCUAUUGGUCGAAG
This is a messenger RNA of Klebsormidium nitens, 1703 nucleotides long. NCBI's taxonomy places the organism in Eukaryota, Viridiplantae, Streptophyta, Klebsormidiophyceae, Klebsormidiales, Klebsormidiaceae. The record is from the annotation of a GenBank genome assembly.